AUGAUACAGUCUAACAAUUCUUGGGGUAAUUCUUGAUGAAAGACGACAAUAAUUAUAAGAAGGUGAAAUCUUUGAAUCGUGGAACGCCUUCUUGUAUUAUUUAUUUACAAAAAAGGGGAAAAAUAGAAAAGAAAAGAAAGAGGGCCUGUAUCAUGCGGUCCAGAUCUCAUUCAUCUCCCCAUAUGGCCCAAAGGAAAGGUCCCUCCUCUUCCCUCUCCUCCUCUGCUCUCCUCUCCUCUCCUCAUGGCGCCCGCCGCCGCCGCCGCCAUGCCAGAGUCGGAGAGUAAGACGCGGCAAGAUGCAGAAGACACGCGGUGGCUUCAAACCCUCUCCGAGCCCGAGCUCGGUUUGUUGAUCGGCCUCAAGGAAGUUGCCAUGACCCGGGCCUCCAACGCCGGCCAUCCUGACCUCGCCGACAAAGUCUUCCAUGUCCGCGCGCUGCGGGCUCUUGCGUUCGUUUUGCUGCAAGAGUUGAAAGAGCGACUAAGACAAGCCUCGGUUAAUACGAGCAUGCUGGAGAGGCUUUCUUUGCUAAAUGACCAUGAUCCUGAGGGGGUGGUCAGGCCCAGCCAAGAUGUGAUGCCAAUGCCAAAUGGUAUCAACAAGAAACGGAAGCAGAUGCAGGAUGGGUGCCAUGGAGAGGAUGGCCAGAGUCCAAAGAGACGAAAAGCAACAAGAGAGGACUGGUUGAUAGCUGGAGCUGCCAAACCACAAGUAGAAGCCUACUGUUGGAAUUGAAAUGGCACUGUCGUCAGUCUGCUGGCUUCGACAGGUGGCCUGAGCAAGCAGCUGCAAACUACACUGCCUGAUGCCUGUUAUUCUGGCAUGGAAACCAGCCCUCCAUUCUCACUGCAGCAGUUUUAGACGAAUUGGCAGCCACACAGGCUUGUCAGUUUAUAGAGCUGAUUGUUAGUUCGGUUGAUUAAUGAUGGCAAUGAUACACAGUUAGUACUUGACAGGGAACCCUGCUCCUUGUGCACUUUUGCUGAAAGAUGAGGACUGCAAUUGCAACCUCAGUGGCUUAGUCCUCACUUUUGAUCCUUGUAUAUCAUACAUGUCUAGUGCUAAUUCAAUCAAUCUCACUCGCUUGUCCA
Molecule: messenger RNA, 1094 nt
Organism: Panicum hallii
Lineage: Eukaryota; Viridiplantae; Streptophyta; Magnoliopsida; Poales; Poaceae
Exons: 4
Coding region: 244-738 (164 amino acids)
Source: RefSeq, a predicted model, not a curated record